AAUAAUGUGAGAUUACGCAUUCUUUAUUUUAUUUGAAGAGAAACAGAGAGAAAAAAGUGUUUCAUCAUUAUGCAAGGGACUUCAGAACUAUCUCAGUCUCCGAGUUUAGCUCGUACAAAUCUCAAAGAAAUUGCUUCAGGAGAUGAUGUAGAAGAAGAAUUCAUAGCUGAAAAUGAAAUUGAUUCUGAAUUUUCCUUUAAUGAUAAUGACAUCAAUGAUAACCAUGAAAAUCAAGUACAUAUACAUGAUCAUGAUGAUGAAGAUGAUUUUGAAUUUGCUUUUGUGACGGAAGGAUCUAAUCAAUUUUCGCCUAUUUCUGCUGAUGAAAUCUUCUACAACGGUCAGAUCCGCCCAAUUUUCAACAGAGAUUUAUCGUUAAACGAUAAUAAUUCGGAGAAAGUUUCGACUCCGAAGAAGACGAAGUCAAAUCGAGUUUCGUUAAGGAAGCUUUUUAACGAAGAUCGUGAUAUUGCGUCGUCGUCUUCUUCGUCGGAAGCCGAAGAGUUACAAGGAAUUGCUCCGGGAACGUACUGCUUGUGGAAGCCGAAAUUGGCGGAAGAGUCUCCAUCUGAUCAAUUGCGUAAGAAGAGUAACUCCACUGGCUCCUCUUCUAAGAGGUGGAAGUUACGUGACUUCACUCACCGGAGUAACAGUGAGGGUAAAGAUACUUUCGUGUUUUUGACAACUCCGUUCAGAAAAAGAGAAGAGAAAUCAGAGACUACGAGAACCGACUCUGGAAUAAUCACCGGAAAAGUUCCCGCCGUUGAAGAUUUUCCGGCGUUGCGUUGUUCGAUAAGCGGAAAAGAUAAACGGAAGUCAUAUUUACCAUACAGGCAAGAUUUAUUAAGCUUUCUGGGUAAUGUGAAUGGGCUAAAUCGAAAUUUACAGCAUUUCUGAGGCUAAUUACAGUGAACGGAAUCUUCAGAUAGUUAAACAGUUAAUCAGUGAUUAAGCAUGGGUAAAUAAUAAUAUCUAAUGGAUUAUGAAUGAAAUAUUGAAUUAAUUUAACAGGUUAUCUAUAUAUUUAGCAUCUUUUUCUUUUUCUUCA
This is a messenger RNA of Solanum pennellii, 1048 nucleotides long. RefSeq lists its product as uncharacterized. The transcript has a single exon. Bases 70 to 897 code for a protein of 275 amino acids. The record is from RefSeq and is a predicted model, not a curated record. Lineage: Eukaryota; Viridiplantae; Streptophyta; Magnoliopsida; Solanales; Solanaceae.